AUGGCGGGCGCUGACCAGAAAUCCUUCCUAGGGUCCUUUUCUCCCUGGGCGACCCCCAAGAGUUCUACGCCCCAGCCGGAUCGCUCUCCGAAAAUUGAACCUCUUCAGCGCUCUCAAGGCGAAGAUCAUACAGUAACCCACCGACACAAGCUGGCUUUCCGUCAUUACCCCUUGGAUUGCCCACCGCUGAAAGUGAGAUGGUUUUAUGCGGUGGACUCACCAAAACGGAAGCCAGUCCUUCUUGAACCGAAUAAAGUCGAUCAAAAACCACCAGCUCCGCCAAAGAAGUUCAUACCCUUCUCGCAAAAAGACUCUCAAGCAAUCGAAGCGACAUACUUGCGACUAUCGGAGGCUGAAGAUUGUAAAGAUAGCUCUGAAGCCCAACCGUCAACCACCAGCCCAAUUUCAAAGAAAGUCCCAGUGAAUGAAGACUACCUAUUUGAUGUAGAUGUGGAGCUUCGGGAAUUAAUUCCAGCUUACUGGAUAGGUCCUAUCUACGAAGUUCGUCGCGGAACGUGGUUUUUCCAGGAUGGCUCAACCUUGAAGCCUUGCGAAGAAAACCUUGCAACCCAAUUAGAAGAGGGAUAUCUCAAGAUACGUCCAUGGAAGGUAGAUUCUGAAGAGACUACCUUGUUUGAUCCUGCCAUAAAGGACAGAUUGAAUCGACCGGAGGAAAAACCAGAUUCCCAGCCAGAAACCGACACGUCACACCCACAGAAACCAGUAGUCAAGUCUGCUUCUCAAAAUGCUAAAAGUGAAGAAUCUGGACCUACUAUGGAUUCUCAACCAUACCGUCUUUUUGGAGCUUACAUGAACCGGGUUGUUGUCUACCAGGACGCAUCGACGGCUUGGAUCAACACUGAUGAUUUUAUGUCACGUGUCAGUACAACUGUAUACCAAAAGUUAGGCGGAGUCUCUGGUAGAAAGGUGGUACGUGGUCUAGUAGAACAGAAACGUGCGAAGGAUACAACGGAUUCUCGGACUCACGAGCAAAAGUCCAACGAAAAGGCGACUUCCGAAGCCAGCUCUGGCAUCUCAACCCCUAAGGUUGCACAGUCUGCUGGGUCCGGACCGAUAGAAGUACCAAAUGUGGGAGAAUCUACCGAAUCAGUUGGCUCUGGUAAGCUGCCUAGGUCUACGCUUGAGAGACAGAUGUCAUCACUUGCUGGAGAGCCACAGAAUCCGGCAGAACUUGAAGAACAAGCUCGUCAGCAGGAAGAACAAGAGAUGGAAGACUUGGGGGAAGUCGAUAGUGAAGAUAGAGAACGGGAAGUUGAGCACUUAAUCCUGGUUACCCAUGGCAUUGGCCAGCGACUUGGAUUGCGACUGGAAAGCAUCAAUUUCAUUCAUGACGUGAAUGUCCUUCGAAAAACACUGAAAGGUGUUUAUAAAGCUUCACCCGACCUUCAGGCCCUUAACUCGGCAUUCGCCGAUACCGAUAAAAAUUGUCGCGUGCAAGUACUCCCCGUAUGCUGGCGCCAUCUUUUGGACUUUCCUUAUCGAGGGGUGCGGCAGAACCGAAAGGAACUUGACUUGGCUGAUGGAGAUACACUCGAGGAUGAUGCAUAUCCUAGCUUGGCGGAUAUCACACUGGAAAGUGUGCCGGCUGUACGCAAUCUAAUCUCGGAUCUAGCAAUGGAUGUGCUCCUCUAUCAAAGUGGGUAUUGUGAGCAUAUCUCAAACAUUGUGAAACAGGAGUGCAACCGUAUUGUUCAUCUGUAUAAGAAGCGCAACCCAUCCUUCCAAGGAUCUGUCAGCCUUUGUGGACACUCCCUUGGCAGUGCGAUUUUGUUCGACAUUUUGUGCCAUCAACCGAGUGUCGUUGAUGGGCCCCGAAAGGAUAAAGCGAACAUGGAACAAAGCGAUAAUACUUCAGAUCAAGAAGGCAACGGAUCUAGCGCCUUAAAUUUCGAAUGUGAAGAGUUCUUUUGCCUGGGAUCCCCGAUAGCGCUUUUUCAGAUGCUCAAGGGGAAAACAAUUGCCGGAUACUCACCUGUGGGUGCGAAGAAUCGCAAAAGUGCACUGGACGUUGAACUUGAAUCCCAAACUCUUGGAACCCCUGGAGAAUCAAAACAGGACUCGCAUGGCAGUACCGGACGGCAUAGAACUGAUCAUUUCGCUAUCUCUUCUAUACCGAAAUGUCGGGACCUGUACAAUAUUUUUCACCCAUCAGACCCUGUUAGCUAUCGUCUCGAGCCGCUUGUCUCCCCGGCGAUGGCAAGUCUCAAGCCCCAGCCUCUCCCGUCAGUCAAGAAAAAUCUGUGGACGACCUCUGGUCAGAGUCUUUCUAUUCUCAGGGAUCGUAUGGGCCAGAGCGUGGGCUCUCUCUGGAGCAACUUCACAUCUGGCGUCGCUAGCAGUUUAUUAAACCGGCAUUUGGGGUUAAAUUCCGACGAAGGCUCUGCCCAUGAGAAACCAUCCGAUGGCUCACUGGGGCACAAGCGUACUCAGUCCGGAUCUGUCCAACAUUCGUCGCAUGAAUCCGAAGAUCACUUCCAAACCUUGAUUGAUUCAGAUCUCGAAACUUUGUACGAUGGGUUUCAAAAAAGUCGUAGGAUGCACCGGGAUUCGUCGACCAAGUCCCCCGACGAAAACGAAUCAGAGUUUGAUUCUGAAGAGCAUGAACGAAAGAUGAAGUUUGAAGACGCCAAAGUGCGCUCCUUAAACUCCAAUGGUCGUGUUGAUUAUAGUGUGCAAGAAGGGGCAUUCGACAUAUCUCUAAUUGCAAGUAUUGCCAGUCACCUCACAUACUGGAGCGACGAAGACGUCAAUCACUUUCUCUUGUCCCAGAUGCUGUCGCGUAAAUCCCGGCAUCGGAGAAAGCGGGAGUAG
This is a messenger RNA of Penicillium angulare, 2832 nucleotides long. RefSeq names its product DDHD family phospholipase. The transcript is spliced from 3 exons. Bases 1 to 2832 code for a protein of 943 amino acids. NCBI's taxonomy places the organism in Eukaryota, Fungi, Ascomycota, Eurotiomycetes, Eurotiales, Aspergillaceae. Gene Ontology annotation, molecular function: glycerophospholipase activity; metal ion binding. Gene Ontology annotation, cellular component: cytoplasm. The record is from RefSeq and is a predicted model, not a curated record.